This is a messenger RNA of Aethina tumida (small hive beetle), 2131 nucleotides long. Its product is annotated as cilia- and flagella-associated protein 206. NCBI's taxonomy places the organism in Eukaryota, Metazoa, Arthropoda, Insecta, Coleoptera, Nitidulidae. Gene Ontology annotation, cellular component: ciliary basal body; axoneme. Bases 156 to 2069 code for a protein of 637 amino acids. The transcript is spliced from 7 exons. The record is from RefSeq and is a predicted model, not a curated record. Gene Ontology annotation, biological process: regulation of cilium beat frequency.
UCAAAUCCAAGUGGCUUCAGGAACGAGAAAAAAGCAGAUUCUUUAUCUGUAGGAACCUGCAGAUGUUCAAAAAUAUUCUUUGAACUAAAUUUAUAGUACUUAUAAUUGUUAAUGUCAUUAUUGACAGUAAUUAAAAUAUUAUACAAUUUUAAAACAUGAAUCACACCAACACCAUACGCAACAUUUCUAGAGAAAUUAAAAGGGAGUGCUUCAGAAACAACAUUUAUGCCCCGGAGAGCUUCAUAUACUAUUACGUCAGGUUAUUGUACCUCAAUCCCAAAUAUGGAAUAUCAGCCAACAUCCUCAGCAACAGGGACGCCGUUGUGGCCUUCGUUAAGAUGGUGGUGGACCAAUUAAAAUACCAAAACACCCCACAAUUUAUAACCCUUAAGAUACAAUGGUCGUUUAAGGCUAAUUACAAAACUAGAGAAGAACUGAUACAAUUAGAAAAUGAUAAACGCAUGGAAAGGCUGCACGUCUUAAAACAUUUAAUUAUGAAAAAGGUGGAGUUGUUAAAUGAGCAUGAAAUGUUGGCUUAUAGGAAAAAAAUAUCGGCUUACUCUACGUUGUCUUAUGGACUUGGCAAUCCGUUGAAGGAGGGUGUGUUUCAGGAAGGGUACUACGCUUUGAAAAGUAUCAUGGAUGACUCCGAAAUAAGGGAAUUUGCCCAGUUACCACUGGGUGAAAAAGAGGAACAGUUGGAUUAUACUGCGAAGCUGAUUUGUGGCAUACGAUUGUUUAAUAAGGAGACAGACAAGGGAGGAGAAGGUAUUCCAGAUUUGCAUGAAGUCUUGUUGGUAAAUAAAAGCAGUCUACAUCAGACACUCCAGUUAAUGAUAAAGAAUGUGGAGGAAAAGAUUAACAAACUUACAAUGAUACUGAACGAGUCAUUCAAAUUCAAAAAGAACGACUAUAUGCGUACUGAAUUGAAAUUUCAAGCACCACAUCCACUUUUAACAAAAGAUAAAGCUGAGUACCUCAGAGACUUAUUGGUGGCAUACAGGCAGUACCAAACGUAUUGCUACGAACUUUUCAGUGUGCUUGACCACGACAGGCUAAAAUUAAACAAGCUGCACUACAUAACAAACUGGCAAAUAAUAUACAACAUAUGCUCAGAUCGAGUAGCAGUAGCUUCCUCAAAGGUAUUCCCCCUUUUCGAAAAGGCUGCUGAACUGUGGAAGGAGUGCCAACACGAAGGAAUGUAUUUGUUACACAUAAAUGAGAUCAUGAAAAUGAUUCGGCAGUUUGUCAGCGCCCCAAAUUAUCCGGAAGAACUGAUAGAAAUGUGCGUUGGACCGUCGAUUGUGCGUGAAGAUGUGGACUGGGUGACAAAAAAAAUUACGCACCCCUACACCACUGAACAACCACCCAAUAUUCUUCAUGUAAACUCCUACUCAGAAAUUGUUGAAGCUAAUGAGAAACUCAGCUUCCAUGGGUACGAUGUUUUUAAGCUGGUAUACACAGAAGGAGUGUUAAUACCUGGGAGUUUCGAAGGGGGAGUUGCAGUAUUUAAUUCGACGUGGAAUUUCGUGUUUUCUGAGUAUCAGUCUUAUACUGGAUGGUGUGAAGACUUGGUAGAAAACAUAUUAAGAGGUCUGGAUAUGGUUAGAAAUAGAGUCUACUUUAUAGAAAUGUUUGGCUUAAGCCCCAUCAUUGAAAUGCUGAUGGAAAAAGAGAUAAUUUUCGAUACGAGUCCGAAGAAGAAAACUGGACAUUCCUUACACACCCAAACUGAAGAUCACAUCAUGAUGGGAUAUAUUGACCCAAAUUAUACGUGGAACAUUUGGGACCUGAAAAGAGAUGCAUUGCAAAAAGCUAAGUUAACACACUGCCUCACAGUUUCUACACAAACUGAGCCAGUAUACAGCAAGUGGUCCAUACCAGUACAAACUUUGGAACCAGAAGAUAAUGUUGUCACUACAAAAACAGACAAUUACGUAAACGUAUCCAAACCAAGUAGAUUCCUAUAUGGAUUAAGAGGACAAACGGAUGAUAAAUUCAUCGACAUGGACUUGACUAGACCAAUACAUAAAGUAGAAAAGUGCAUUAGAGAUAAUGAUAAUCAGUAAUUUAAAUGUAAAUUUACUUAACUUUUAUAACGUAACGUGAUAAUAUAAUCAAUAAUGUGCAA